AUGAGAGGUGCAACGAUCCUCAAAGCUGCUGAUGACAAGACGAAGCAGCUCAACAAACAUACGUUGAUGGCGUUCUCAGGAGAAGCAGGAGACACAGUGCAAUUUGCGGAAUACAUACAGGCCAACAUCCAGCUCUACUCCAUGCGAAAUGAUACCGAUUUGGGACCUUCAGCCGUUGCAAGCUUUGUCCGCGGAGAGUUGGCAAGAAGUCUCAGGUCAAGGAAACCAUACACGGUAAAUUUGCUUCUUGGAGGAAUGGAUCCCAUCACGAAUGAACCGCAUCUCUACUGGCUUGACUACUUGGCGUCGCUGGCCCCGCUUCCAUAUGCAGCCCAUGGCUAUGCCCAAUACUAUUGCUUAUCAAUACUCGACAAACACCACCACCCAGACAUCGACUUCGAGCAGGGGCUCAAGAUACUGAAGAUGUGCACAGACGAGCUGAAGCGGAGGUUGCCUAUAGACUUCAAAGGGAUGUUGGUCAAGGUCAUAGAUAAAGACGGUAUCAGGGAGAUUGACUAUGACAUGAGCAAGGAAGUUCUGCCCGCAUAG
Letharia lupina is the source of this 549-nucleotide messenger RNA. RefSeq lists its product as uncharacterized. The coding region runs from base 1 to 549 and encodes 182 amino acids. Lineage: Eukaryota; Fungi; Ascomycota; Lecanoromycetes; Lecanorales; Parmeliaceae. Gene Ontology annotation, molecular function: peptidase activity. Gene Ontology annotation, cellular component: cytosol; proteasome core complex; nucleus. The transcript is spliced from 4 exons. The record is from RefSeq and is a predicted model, not a curated record. Gene Ontology annotation, biological process: proteasomal protein catabolic process.